UUACCGGUUUGAAAGCGGAAGUGAUCUGCUCCACGCUGACAACACACGUGGGACCAGGAGUUGGAGUUUUUCUGCUGAAGAGUGAAUUAAUUGCGUUAUAUUGUCAUUAUUGGAAAAGCCGAGGAGGCAUAAAGCUGCGGUAGAGGAAGCACCGACGCCUGAUCCCGAAAUUGAACCAGAAAUGUCCCAGCAGGAGGCUCCGGAGGAGGUGGACACCCGGCGGACUCGCAGCGGCCGCAGAGUGCGCCCUCCUUCCUCUUUUCAGGACUCUGUGCCCCCAGUAAAAACACCCACCCGCAGGACACGACGGUCAGUGCUCCAGGAAAUACCCGCAGUGGAUGAAAAUACAAAAGAAGAGGAGAAGAAACCAGAAAUCCCUGAAGUCGUGGAGGAAAGUGCCCGAGUUUGUGAAGCUGAACCUGCCACAGAACCUGAGCCCGAAACACAAACUGCAAGUGCUGAAAAUGACAACGUAAAACACGAAGAGGAGAGCACAUGUAAGGCUAAAGAAAUGCCUCCUUCCAACGCAGAUGAACGCACGGCCCCAAAGAAGAAACCCCGACUGGCCCCGACUGUCAAACAGGCCCCGACAAUCCCACUGGGAAAACCCAAAUCUGGAAGAGUGUGGAAAGAUCGCAACAAGCAAAGGUUCUCUGCGGUGGUCAGGGAUAAACAGCUGUGUAGUUCCUGGGAGAAGAAGAUGCAGGCCAAACGAGAGAAGGACCUCAUCAAACAGUAUUCUCAGCAGCUGAAGGAUGAGAAAGCACGACAGAAAGAGGAUAAGAGGAAGAGGAGAGAAGAAAACUUGAAGAGACGUGCGGAGAAUGAACGCAAAGCUGAGAUAGUUCAAGUGAUCCGAAAUACAAACAAAAUUAAGAGAAUGAAGAAGAAACAUUUGAGAAGGAUUGAGAAGAGAGACACCCUGACCCUGCUGCAAAAAUCAAAGGACAGUAAUCAGAACACCAAAUCCAAGACCCCCAAAAGUGUAAAAGAAGGUCCCCCUGGUUCAAUUGUGACCUAAAGGAUGAAGUGUAGAAGAUUUUGACCAGUACUGAUCUAUGUUAUAAUGUUUCCUCAUCAAAAGAUACGUGGAGCUGUGUUCUUCUCUCAAACAAAAACCCUAUGUUCCACCUUGUGAUGUUAUGUGGUAUUACAGGAGGUGCUCUAGUGUGUUUUUAAACUCCAUACACCUUCACUAGAAUCAUUUGGUUAAUUUCAGCCCUGUAUUGAAUUGUAUCUUUAUUGAACGAAAGGUAAAAUGUAGCUGUUAACUUCAAAACUGCCUCAUGACACAGGGUGGAACAGAACAUUUUGAGCUUUGGAGAUGUAGACAGACUAAUAAUAAAGAAUUACUCAAAGAUGUGUGAAUAAAAACAAAACACAACUCCAAGUAGUUUUUUGGAGACGUAACAGCAUUCUGGUUAAAAACUCACAAGAAUAAAUUUUGUGUAAUAUCGGAUCUUUAAGAAUCAUAGACAUUCGCCCCAAUGCUGAGACAUGGAUGUAUGGAUGCUUCUAUACUGUAAAUUAAACCUCUAUAUGACCACA
Messenger RNA from Boleophthalmus pectinirostris (great blue-spotted mudskipper), 1548 nucleotides. RefSeq names its product coiled-coil domain containing 86 (gene ccdc86). The coding region runs from base 182 to 1021 and encodes 279 amino acids. The transcript has 4 exons. Gene Ontology annotation, cellular component: nucleolus. NCBI's taxonomy places the organism in Eukaryota, Metazoa, Chordata, Actinopteri, Gobiiformes, Gobiidae. The record is from RefSeq and is a predicted model, not a curated record.